UAAUUUAUAGUGUUUCCAUUUUUUUCUUUCUAAAUUCCAUACGAUUUUGGAUUUAAUCGAGAUUUAUGUAGAAAUUAGUUUUGUGAUUCGUUUUUCAUGGUUGUUUCGAUGGUUAUUGUUCUGUUGUGUCUCCGAAUCGAGAAGUUUACUCUAAAGCUUAAUCUUAACCCUCCAUUCUAAUGACUUGCACCAGCCGUAAAUGGCUCGAUUUCACUCUCGUUUUCUCCCGCUCUCUGUCUUCCUCUCCUGCACCGUCUUCGUCUUGGCUUCUCCUUCGUCUCUCGAAUCGGAUUUUUCGAUAAUUGAUUCGGGUUCCGAUGGUCUCUUGUUCUAUCAUGACUACUCUCCUCCGGCACCGCCUCCGCCUCCUCCUCACGCACCGUCGGUAUCUUGCACUGAUGAUCUCGGAGGGGUAGGUUCUCUGGAUUCGACGUGCCAGAUUGUGGACGAUUUGAAUCUUACUCGUGACGUGUAUAUAGUGGGAGAAGGUAAUUUCUACAUCCUCCCAGGAGUUAGAUUCCAUUGCCCCAUUUUGGGAUGUUCAAUAACCGUUAACAUCAGCGGAAACUUUUCCUUGGGCGAAAAUUCGACUGUAGUAACUGGUACUUUCCAGCUCGCGGCUUAUAACGCUAGUUUUUUCAAUGGCUCGGCCGUGAACACUACGGGAUUGGCGGGGGACCCACCGCUACAGACUAGUGGGACACCUCGGGGAGUGGAUGGAGCGGGGGGAGGUCAUGGAGGACGCGGCGCGUGUUGCUUGUUAGACGAUGGGAAACGGCCGGAUGAUGUAUGGGGUGGAGAUGCUUAUUCGUGGUCAUCAUUGCAGGAGCCAUCCAGUUAUGGAAGUAAGGGAGGGACAACGAGUAAUGAAGAGGAUUACGGAGGUGGAGGUGGUGGCUCGGUAAGAAUAGAGAUGAAAGAGUUGUUGGAGGUGAAUGGCAGAUUGUUGGCUGAUGGGGGUGAUGGAGGGACUAAGGGAGGCGGUGGAUCAGGUGGUAGCAUCUAUAUUAAAUCUCGUAAAAUGACUGGAAGUGGAAGGUUAAGUGCAUGUGGAGGUAAUGGUUUUGGUGGCGGGGGUGGUGGAAGAGUUUCAGUCAAUGUGUUCAGCAGGCACGAUGAACCAAAAAUAUACGUGCAUGGAGGAGUUAGUCGUGGCUGCCCAGAUAAUUCUGGUGCUGCUGGAACCCUUUAUGAUGCUGUUCCCCGAAGCCUUACUGUUAACAAUCAUAAUAUGUCAACUGAUACAGAUACUCUUCUUCUAGAAUUUCCUUACCAGCCACUUUGGACUAAUGUCUAUAUUGAAAAUAAUGCCAGAGCUUCUGUUCCUUUGCUUUGGAGUCGGGUUCAGGUGCAGGGGCAGAUAAGCCUUCUGAGUGGGGGGGUGUUGAGCUUUGGGCUAGCACAUUAUGCGUCUUCAGAGUUUGAACUAUUGGCAGAAGAACUGUUAAUGAGUUAUUCUACAAUCCAGGUCUAUGGGGCUUUACGCAUGACUGUGAAAAUAUUCUUAAUGUUGAAUUCCAAAAUGUUAAUGGAUGGUGGUGAAGACACAACUGUUGCAACUUCAUGGCUUGAGUCUAGUAAUUUAGUUGUUCUCAAGGAAUCAUCAGUCAUUCAUUCAAAUGCAAAUCUGGGAGUACACGGACAAGGUUUAUUGAAUUUAUCUGGACCUGGAGAUGAGAUUCAGGCGCAACGUCUGGUCCUAUCACUGUUUUAUAGUAUUCAUGUUGGACCUGGAUCUGUUUUACGUGGUCCCCUAGAGAGUGCAUCACCUGGUGUUGUUACUCCUAGGCUUUAUUGUGGGCGCCAAGAUUGCCCCAUUGAACUACUUCAUCCACCUGAGGAUUGCAAUGUGAAUUCAUCUCUACCUUUUACUCUCCAGAUAUGCCGAGUUGAGGAGAUCACUGUUGAAGGUCUUAUCAAGGGAUCUGUUGUUCAUUUCCAUUGGGCGAGAUCUGUAUCCGUGCAGUCGUCUGGAGUAAUUAGUGCAUCUGGAAUGGGAUGCAUAGGUGGUGUUGGUAGAGGAAAUUUUUUAGACAAUGGUAUUGGUAGUGGCGGCGGCCAUGGUGGUAAAGGGGGUUUUGCAUGUUAUAAUGGUAGUUGUGUUGAGGGUGGUAUUUCAUACGGGAAUUCAGAGUUGCCCUGUGAAAUUGGUAGUGGAAGUGGAAAUGAGAACUCGGCUAAUUCGACUGCUGGUGGUGGUGUUAUAGUAAUGGGUUCCAUGGAGCAUCCUUUGCCAAGUUUGUCUGUUGAGGGUGCUGUGAAGGCUGAUGGAGAAAGCUAUGGAGAAACAAUCUGGCACGGAGGGUAUUCUGUUUCUAGUGGUUCAAGCAUAGCUCCAGGGGGUGGCUCUGGUGGUACAGUUCUUUUGUUUCUUCAUACAUUGACUCUUGGCAAAUCUGCUAUUCUUUCAAGCGUUGGAGGCUAUGGUAGUUCCAAAGGCAGUGGUGGAGGAGGUGGAAGGAUUCAUUUUCAUUGGUCAGACAUCCCCACUGGAGAUGUUUACCAGCCAAUUGCUAGUGUGAAUGGAAGCAUCUAUGCUAGGGGAGGAUUAGACAGAGAUGAGAGUGGUGGUGGAGAAGAUGGAACUGUGACCGGUAAAGCUUGUCCAAAGGGGCUGUAUGGGACAUUUUGUACGGAGUGUCCUGUUGGUACUUACAAGAAUGUUAGUGGAUCUGAUAGUUCUCUCUGUCGUCCUUGCCCUGCUUCAGAGCUUCCCCAUCGUGCCAUUUAUGCUGCUGUUCGAGGUGGUGUUGCCGAAACCCCCUGUCCUUAUGACUGCGUUUCAGACAUAUAUCACAUGCCACACUGUUUCACAGCUCUUGAAGAGUUAAUGUACACAUUUGGAGGACCUUGGUUAUUUGGUUUUUUACUUUUGGGACUUCUCAUCCUCUUAGCACUGGUGCUUAGUGUUGCACGAAUGAAAUUUGUUGGGGUUGAGGAAUUACCUGGUUCGGCUCAUACUCAGCAUGGCUCUCAGAGAGAUCAUUCUUUCCCAUUCUUGGAAUCAUUAAAUGAGGUCCUAGAAACAAACAGAGUCGAAGAGUCACAGAGCCAUGUACACAGAAUGUAUUUCAUAGGUCCUAAUACUUUCAGUGAACCUUGGCAUCUACCUUGUACUCCUCCAGAAGAAAUAAAAGAGACUGUAUACGAGGGUGCAUACAAUACAUUUGUGGAUGAGAUUAAUGCAAUUGCUGCUUACCAGUGGUGGGAAGGUGCCAUUUACACAAUUCUUUCUAUUCUUGCUUAUCCCCUUGCUUUGUCAUGGCAGCAAUGGCGCCGAAGAAUGAGAUUGCAACGAUUACGUGAGUUUGUACGAUCAGAAUAUGACCAUGCUUGCUUACGUUCGUGCCGUUCACGGGCUCUCUAUGAGGGGAUUAAGGUCUCUGCAACUUCUGAUUUAAUGCUGGCCUAUGUUGAUUUCUUCCUUGGUGGAGAUGAAAAAAGAACAGACCUUCCUCCUCGCCUCCCUCAAAGGUUUCCUAUGGUUAUAAUUUUUGGAGGUGACGGAAGCUAUAUGGCUCCAUUUUCGCUUCAGAUUGAUAACAUUCUUACCAGUCUUAUGAGCCAGCUGGUGGCCCCUACUACUUGGUAUCGGCUGGUGGCUGGUUUGAAUGCACAAUUACGCCUGGUUCGCCGUGGAUGGCUGAGAGUAACAUUUAAGCCUGUCAUUCAAUGGCUUGAAACACAUGCUAAUCCUGCUUUGAGAAUCCAUGGUGUACGCAUUGAUCUUGCCUGGUUUCAGGCUGCACCUGGGGGUUAUCGGCAGUAUGGACUUUUGGUGUACUCUAUUGAAGAGGAAAAUGAACCUAUGUCCUUGGAAAAUACCAAUGGUGGGGUCAAAACUGAGCCACUUUCCAGUGUCAAUAUCGGAUACGUGUCAAAUCAAUCUGGUUAUCCAAGAGAAAAUGUGCUAUUGACCCAAGGUCACCGAAGCAGUGAAGGCUUUGCAAGACAGAAGAGGAGUUACAACGGGCUUAUAGAUUCUAACAGCUUAGAUAAGCUUGAAGAGAAGAGAGAUAUCUUUUAUCUUCUCUCUUUCAUAGUCCAAAACACUAAACCUGUUGGUCAGCAGGAUCUUGUUGGUUUAGUGAUGUCAAUGCUACUUUUAGGAGAUUUUAGCUUAGUGUUGCUUACGUUCCUCCAGUUAUAUUCAAUAUCGUUGGUGGAUGUCUUUCUAGUUUUGUCUGUUUUACCUCUUGGUCUCCUCCUUCCUUUUCCUGCUGGCAUAAAUGCUUUAUUCAGUCAUGGAACAAGGCGAUCUGCAGGUCUUGCACGUUUUUAUGCUUUGUGGAAUUUAACAUCCUUGAUUAAUGUUGGUGUUGUAUUUCUUUGUGGGUAUAUUCACUAUAGCAGGCAGUUGUCAUCAAGCAAAAAGAUCCCGAGCCUUCAGCUAUGGAGUUUUAACAUGGAUGAAAGUGAAUGGUGGAUUUUCCCGGCCGGACUGGUAUUGUGUAAGCUUUUCCAAUCACAACUUAUAAACUGGCAUGUUGCGAAUCUAGAGAUUAAAGACCGGUCAUUGUAUAGUGAUGAUUUUGAGGUAUUUUGGCAUAGAUGAAUGUUAGAUAUAUAGCAUUAACAAGGCUCUUCUGUUGAGUCAUUUACUGUUUGGUUUUCUGUAUCUAAUUUUUAGAGUAACAAGUGGUUCCUUGACACAAGUAGAAACUAGAAAUAGAGGGUUUAAAAAAGGGUAAAGUGUGAAGAUGGCAAAUCA
Molecule: messenger RNA, 4711 nt
Organism: Hibiscus syriacus
Lineage: Eukaryota; Viridiplantae; Streptophyta; Magnoliopsida; Malvales; Malvaceae
Exons: 22
Coding region: 200-4555 (1451 amino acids)
Source: RefSeq, a predicted model, not a curated record